AGAAUGGCUACCAAAUAAUCUCUAUCGAGAUCUGCCUGGGCCCCAGUCUGGAUGUAAAAAUAUCCCAAAAGAGGAAAUAGACCGACUGUUCUAGACUACAUCAUUUACUAAAUUUAUCAUACAGCAUGCGAAUAAUUUAAUUAUAUAAUUGAAAGAUGAAGAUAAAAAGACAAAAGACUGCAUAUAAGAUUUUAAAUUUUUAUAAAAAUACAUAUGGAAUUGAUUCACCAUAUAAAGUUUUAGUUGAUGGUACAUUUUGUAAAGCAUGUUUGUCAGCCAAGGUUAACAUUAUGGAACAGCUUCCAAAGUAUCUAGAUUCAGACAUGACACUCAUGACAACUUCUUGUGUUUUAGCCGAGUGUAAAGCAUUUGGUUCAUUAUUAUUUGGUCCAUUAAAAGUUUUGUCCCAAUAUACAAUUAGACCAUGUAAACAUAAAGAACCAGUGCCUGCUGCUCAGUGUCUUUACUCAUUAAUAAAACAAGGAAACAAGAAAAAAUAUUUUGUAGCAACUCAGGACCCAGAGCUUUCUAAAAAGUCAAGAGAUAUUAAAGGAGUUCCAUUAUUGUAUUUAGCUUUUAAGAACAUUAUUUUAGAACGACCAUCAAAUACUUCCAAAGGAAUUGAAAACCCUCAAGUCAGCCAAGCUCAGAGUUUGGAUCAUCAGUUGAAAAUUGUUCAAGAUUUAAAACGAAAACUUCUUAGAGAAGAAGUUGAACCAAAAGAAAAAAAGAAAAAAAGAUUCAUUAAACGCAAGCCUAUGAAAAAAAGAAAGGAGGGUGGUAAAAAUGUUCCAAAAUCUGAUGGUGGUGUUAAAAGGAAGAGAAAAAAUAAGAUUAAAAUUGCUAGUCAUGUGAAAGCUGAGUGGAGAAAACAUUAACAAUGGGAUUAAUGAAUAGGCCUCCUAUUAAAAUGACUAAACAAAAAUAUAUUAAAAAUAAGACAAAUAUGAAUUAAGACAUGAAUUAUUUUGUGUAAAUCAAUAAAUUUUACAUUCAGUUAUUUAAAGAA
Molecule: messenger RNA, 1009 nt
Organism: Patella vulgata (common limpet)
Lineage: Eukaryota; Metazoa; Mollusca; Gastropoda; Patellidae
Product: rRNA-processing protein UTP23 homolog
Exons: 4
Coding region: 156-878 (240 amino acids)
Cellular component (GO): nucleolus; small-subunit processome
Molecular function (GO): small ribosomal subunit rRNA binding
Source: RefSeq, a predicted model, not a curated record